GCUGAGCGCGGGGCGGGGCGGGGCGGGGCCGCCGGUGACAGCGCGGCCAUGCUGCGCAACGGGGCGGCGGGCGGCGGCGGGGCCGCGGCGGGCGGCGGCGGCCACCGGCCCGUGCGCGUCUGGUGCGACGGAUGCUAUGACAUGGUGCACUAUGGCCACUCGAACCAGCUGCGCCAGGCACGGGCCAUGGGCGAUUACCUGAUCGUUGGGGUCCAUACGGAUGAGGAGAUUGCCAAGCACAAGGGCCCCCCCGUCUUUACGCAGGAGGAGAGGUACAAAAUGGUGCAAGCCAUCAAGUGGGUGGAUGAGAUUGCUCCCGGAGCUCCCUAUGUCACCACGCUGGAAACCCUGGACAAGUACAGCUGUGACUUCUGUGUGCAUGGGGAUGACAUCACCUUAACUAUUGAUGGCAAGGACACCUAUGAGGAAGUGAAGACAGCAGGGCGAUACAGGGAAUGCAAACGUACCCAAGGUGUGUCCACCACCGACCUUGUUGGCCGCAUGCUGCUCAUGACUAAAGCUCACCACAGCAACAUAGAUGAGGACCUAGACUAUCGGAAGCACACUGACAACUUUGGGAAGGGGCCCAAAGGUCACAGUCCUUGGACUGGCGUCUCACAGUUCCUGCAGACGUCCCAGAAGAUCAUCCAGUUUGCCUCGGGAAAGGAGCCAGAGCCAGGAGACACCAUCAUCUACGUGGCUGGAGCCUUCGACCUGUUCCAUGUUGGGCAUGUAGAUUUCCUGGAGAAGGUUCACCAGCUGGCAGAGAAACCCUACAUCAUUGUUGGGCUGCACUUCGAUCAGGAGGUGAAUCGCUACAAAGGGAAGAACUAUCCCAUCAUGAACAUCCACGAGCGAACCCUCAGUGUCCUGGCCUGCAGGUACGUCUCGGAGGUGGUGAUUGGAGCUCCCUAUGCUGUCACUGCUGAUCUGUUAGAUCACUUCAGGGUAACACUUGUGUGUCAUGGGAUGACUGAGGUGGUGCCAGACAAGGACGGUUCUGAUCCCUACGAGGAACCGAAGCGACGCGGCAUUUUCCAGCUGGUGGACAGUGGCAGCAAUCUCACCACAGAUCUAAUUGUGCAAAGAAUCAUAAAGAACAGGCUGGAGUUUGAAGCUCGGAACCAGAAGAAGGAAGCGAAAGAGCUGGCUGUACUGGAGGCCAUGAGGAGGCUGGAGGAGGAGAAGCACUAGGCUGCAGAGUGUGGAUGUGUGGGCCACAGAGCGCUGCAGCCUCACCCUCUGCGGGAGCAACAGCUCUUCAGGAAGGGACCCCUGACGGGGGGCAGUGCUGCCAGCACGCAGGAUGUGCUGUCCUACCCUCUGCUGUCCUAGCUCCUCCUGCACUAAUUACGCAGACAUAAUGAGUUGGGAUCCCGCUGCCUAGUUUUAUCUCUGUUAAUCAGCCCCCGUUCCCUUUCCCAGAAGGAGAUUUGACAAAAAAAAAUUGUUUUAAUUAUAACUAAUGUUUUAACAUGUUGAUGUGCUUUUACCUUCUGCCAUUUCUGGCUCUUAGUAGGAGGGAAGUGGAGCAGCUGCCCAGGCCCCCUGCCCUGCCAGACUUGGCUGUCCUGACUGGGGUCUGCAUUCCAGAGCAGCCUCUUGGGCAAGGGUGGGAGCGGCUUGACAGACAGUGAGAGUGGCCUCGGGUUGGGGGGAUGUGGCCCCCACAGUUCCUCCUGCAGCUUUUGCUUAGAGCCAUCAGUGCUGCUGCUGGAGGUGCUUCUGGACUCUGGGGUCCACUGUGCUGCCUCUCCUCAGCUCCUGCCCCUGUGCAGACCCAGAGCUACUCUGGGUUGAGCUGGAUAAAGGCAGAUCAUUUGCUGCUUCAGUGACAGGCAGUGGGUGGUACCUGCUGAGGGGACAGGUGGUGCAGGGACCCUCAAUUGAGGCAUUUCUCCAUGUAAGGCAUGGGAACCCUGGGACCUUCUCCCAAAGGCUCUUCCAUUUGUGAGGCAGCAGGACCUGGUGCCUUGUGUGGACUGUGCUCAGAACCCCCCUUGUUGCUGCUGCCAGAAUCCACCUUGUGCCCAAGGGGUUACAUGAGGGUAGGACCUGGCCAGGUGAAGUUUUGGGGUUGUUUUCUGAGAGCUGAUGUGCAGCAUGUGUGCCCCUGUGUGGAGAUGCAGGGCCUGAGGAGGACGGGUGCUGGGCUGAGCCCCUUCUGCCUCUUACAUUCCAGGGUGCUGUGGUGGGUGUCCUGAGCUGCUCCCUGCGCUGGGCCAGACAGUCCUGCCAGGCUGGGUCUGGUGUCCUCACUGUUGUAAACUUUUGUUGCUGAUCAUUAAUAAAAUGUUGAAGAGUUG
Messenger RNA from Chiroxiphia lanceolata (lance-tailed manakin), 2306 nucleotides. It is a transcript of the gene PCYT2, whose product is annotated as phosphate cytidylyltransferase 2, ethanolamine. Gene Ontology annotation, cellular component: cytoplasm. NCBI's taxonomy places the organism in Eukaryota, Metazoa, Chordata, Aves, Passeriformes, Pipridae. Gene Ontology annotation, molecular function: ethanolamine-phosphate cytidylyltransferase activity. The record is from RefSeq and is a predicted model, not a curated record. The coding region runs from base 49 to 1194 and encodes 381 amino acids. Gene Ontology annotation, biological process: phosphatidylethanolamine biosynthetic process. The transcript has 13 exons.